AUGACUCAUAACCAUAUGCCAGCAAAUUCUCCUGGGCCUUCUACUCUACCUGUUCUCAGUGGCACAAAGCCAGGUAUCAUUGAUCCCACUCAAUCGUCACGUCUUCUUCGAACGCCGGACUCAAGUCUCUCCUUCGCAUCUUUUGACCCCCAUGUCGCGACUCCGCCAGAUGUUUCUGACCUUCGCAAGCUCUCGUUGAACGAAGAACUCUACAGGCCAAAGCGCAUCGUUCUAGAGACGUUGCCGACUGGGCAAAGUUUCUGGCGUUUCGUUCCGAAUGCGGCAAGAGAGGACGGCGUGCUUGACGAGGGGACCUGGCCACGAACCGUUGAACUUUAUAGGCAGCUCGUCAACUGCACUCAAGAGCAGUGGGACAUCUACAAAUUGGAUCCUUUUUAUGAGUGCCUUGUCCGUGCACCACCUUCCUUGAGCACCAUUACUCGAACUAGGCCUCAACCACGAGAAAAAGGCCCAGCGUCGGGGGAGAAGCGCCAUUCAUCCCCAGUGCCUGCGCCCAUUUCGGAUCAGAGGAAGAAAGCUCAUAUUUUACAAUCGGAUUCUAGCUCAGACGAAGAGCAAAGUGUAGAGGACGAAGAGGAGGACGAAGUCAUUGAGAUGAUUGUGGACGAUGGCAGAAGAUCGAGGGGACCAGAUGAUCCACAUUACGCCAACGAAGAUUAUCUCCGCAACACGGUUAACUACGCUCCAAAGUACCAGAAACGCACUCGCACCGUUUCGCCCUCAUCUACAAAACGAGAAUUGGAGGCAAAACGACUAGAACGUGAGAAACAAAAACGCGAACGCCGGGAGCAAGAAAUUCUUACUCGAAGGCAGCUGCGUGAACAACGGUUCAUGAGCGAAAUCCUUGCUGACGUGCCCGAAGGAGAAGCUGAGACCGUUGAUGAGGAAAGCAUGGACGGUUUUAAUUCAGGAUUAGAUCCUGAGGAAGCUGAGCGGCGAGCGAAAAUUGAAGAAUCACGUCGCAAACUUGCGCAGCUCGAAGCUGAUCGUCCUUUAUGGGAAGAAGAGGCUAAAAAGCGUGCCAUUAGAGAAAAGGCGGAGGCGGAAGCUCGACAGGCGAGAGCUGCAGCGCAUAAGCGCGAAGAAGUCAAAAGACAGGAAGAACGUCGGGCCCGAGAACAGCAGGAGGCCGAGCAGCGCGAUAACGCCCGCCAGCAGGAUAGGCAGGAACGGGCCAGACGAGAGCAUGAACGGCAACAACGGCAACAAAGGUGGUCAUCUGGGCCGUGGACGCCGCAACGAGCCUUGGAAAAGUACAAAGCGAUGAGUGAAUAUUUUGAUACAACGAAGUUCUGCGACUUGGAGCCCCUUACGGUGGAUUCUGUCCCUUGGCCGGUUUUACACCCACCGUCAAGAUUCUCGGUGGAGGAUGUCCAAUGGGCAUCGGUGGAAGAGUUCUUCGCCGUUCUGAAGGGACAGAUGCGACCUCAAGACUUCAAAACAUUUGUUGAAAAAAGCCAUCGCAGAUUCCAUCCAGAUCGUUGGAGUAGCAGAUCGUUAUUAAAGAGUGUUGUGGAUGAGGCGGAAAGGGAUUCACUGGAAGUUGCACGCCUCCAGUGGGCGCCUUCCUGCGAUCUCCACGUCCUUCAUCGACACUGUGCUCAAUUGCAACCCCUUUUAUAUUAUGUCUGUGGUGGAUCUCCCCCUUCAAGAUGCCCCGCUACGCAGAAUCAGAUCUGCUGGAGAUAUACCUCGCCGAACGGACCUUCCGCAUCCAGGACAAGCCUCACUCAGGAUCCAUCCAUACCCGCUACAUUAUCCCCUAGGUUGGUUCAAAGUUUGGAAACAGCGCCUACGGCAGCAAACAAUACAAAUUCAGAGCACCAAGGUUUCCCAGAUCCUCUAGUCGCCGGUUCGCUUGAUCAGCGAGAUAGACAUCAGCAACGCAGGUCUUUGUACUCUAGGACUCUCGCUUAUUUCGGGGUGGGACGGGGCGCGUCACACGCUCGGAAGUCCCUUGUCUCCCUAAUCUGGAACCUUUCAUGGGGUUUCUCGCAGGUUAUCGUAAUAUCAACCCUUUUGGGAUUGUCUGGGACCGUCUUUAAAAGUCCCACCAAGCCUGGAAUCAGCGAAUGGAAGGCUUGUGAUCGGCCCCUGGGUAUUUGGGCUUGCCUUUGGAUCGUUAGGGUGGCCCUUGCGUCCGUGUUAGCUUAUUGGGAAUUCACAAGAGAUCGCCUUAGUCACGCACCGCGUACCGAGGUGGAAAUUGGUGCUGUUUCUCCCGCAUCAAGCGCGCAGAACCCUCAAUUGGCAAAUUUACACGGAGGCGUAGCAACGCGGCGAGCUAACAACACACCACUAUCUCCCGAAGAUGCUCAAGAACCUGUCGUCCUGCCCCAUACUCAACUUUAUUCUCGCUUGACACUCCUUUCUUCGUUAAUGACUCUUACCUGGUUCUUGACAGCCCACAUUCUAGAGUACACGUCUGUUCACACAUGUCGACACUCUUCCCCUCAUCUGUGGUGGCUGACAUUUGGAAUUCUCUGUAUAAUGUAUCUUAUGGUUCUAGAGGUUCUGCUUCUGGGCUUCAUUGUUUUGAUUGUCGCACCGAUCCUUUUCGUCUUUUGGAAUAUCUUCCUAAUAUGCAUUGGCCGUCACCCAUUGCAAAAUCCCCACAUGAUCAAGCCAGAAAUUGGAAAGUUGUCGAAAUCUGUUGUUGAUCGUAUUCCGCUUGUGAUGUACAUACCCCCUCCUCCGAAUUCCGCGUCUGAAGGGUCCAAUAUCCCUGGGCCCUCCCACUCAUAUCCGCCAAAAAUCUCUGUUGAGUCAAGGCCCCCUAAACACCGCUUUAAAUUCUUUAGGAAAAUACCACUGCUUGCUGGAAAAAAGGGUGAAGCAAAGGCUUCAGGAAAUUCUUCUGGAAAUCCAAUGGAAAAAGCUGAAAAUGAAGAGGACCCAGAGUCUUGGGAAGGACAUUGGGAACGGAGCGAUUAUCCCUUUGUCGUUUUGGAAGGGAAUCGUGCUGCAUGCGCUAUCUGUUUGAUGGACUUUGAAGAACCCAAGCGAAAGAAUUUUGUAUCUGGCACAGGAGCCGAACUCGACGGCACUCCUGCGGAGACGCCUGCAAAACUAGCGUCGUCUGUACCCGAAAUAUCUGUCGUUGACGAGGAGGAAAGAGAGGAACAAUUGAAGCUUGCUGACGCUGGCGACGGUGCGCAACCGUUGAGACUUCUAGCUUGUGGCCAUGUUUUUCAUAAAACUUGCUUGGAUCCCUGGCUUACCGACGUUUCUGGGCGAUGCCCAGUAUGCCAAAGAGCGGUCGAGAUUCUUCCUUCUAAACGAUCUCGGAGGGAGCGACGAAGAAAUCCCUGACGCCAUCCGACAUGAUCGUUCAGUUGUGCAUUCAUUGUGUUUAUAGUAGUCAUACAUUCAUGGUACAUUACCCCACCUUUUUUUGCAGUGUACGUAUAUUUCAUCGAACGGGCACAUUUCUAGACAUAUAUCAGUGGUUGCCACACC
This is a messenger RNA of Laccaria bicolor S238N-H82, 3480 nucleotides long. RefSeq lists its product as uncharacterized. The transcript has 11 exons. Bases 1 to 3333 code for a protein of 1110 amino acids. NCBI's taxonomy places the organism in Eukaryota, Fungi, Basidiomycota, Agaricomycetes, Agaricales, Hydnangiaceae. The record is from RefSeq and is a predicted model, not a curated record.